Molecule: messenger RNA, 1041 nt
Organism: Closterium sp. NIES-65
Lineage: Eukaryota; Viridiplantae; Streptophyta; Zygnematophyceae; Desmidiales; Closteriaceae
Source: the annotation of a GenBank genome assembly
AUGGUCCCGAUGGUCCGCUGCCUGGCGGCGUCGAAGAAGAGUUGCUGCAUGCCGUGCGGAGACUACGAGCUCGGGCUGCGUCUCAUCAAGUCGAAUGCGUCCAAGGGAUCCGAGGCGGCGUCCACCGGCACCGCCCUAUGGAACACCACCGGCAUUUUCCCCUCGGGAGCCCCCCCGGCCUGCAAUCUUCUCUCUGGCUACCAGCAGUGCGAGCUGCUGCUCGAGUCCGUUGCCUGCGCCGCGACAUGCAACCCUGAUAUGGGUAACUACGUCAUCAAGUACAACGACGGCCCCACAAUCACCAUCUGCCCCGCGUUUGCCGACCAGCUCUAUGCAGCCUGCAAGGACUCGCGAUUCGGCACCAUCAGCAACGUCGCCGACGCUGUCGUGUUCGUCAGCUCUGCUCUUGUUCUUCCCCUUAACCUUGUCUAUCUUUCCCAUCUUAAUGUAUUCCCUUCCACUUCCUACCUCGUAUCAUCUCGUGCAGAUGGAGUCAUGAACAAUGUCACCGACGCUACCACGUUCGCCAGCUUGUCUCUGACGGGUUUCGGAGCAAUGUUCGGCAUCAUUGCGUUCAAGGCGGUCGUGGCUAACGUGCCUGUGCCAGUCACCACAACCCAUUUUGUGAACCCCGAAAACUCCCUUCUUUCGGCUUCCAUCUUUUGCACCUUCUUUCACCCCAUUCUCACCCCUCCUCCACCCCCGUCUUUCCCCCCUUCCCCCUUCCUCUUUCCCCUCCCCCAGACUAACGCUAACUGCUUCAACGGCGUUGCGCCGCAAUACAUCCCCAAGACCACGCUGUGCUGCGACCCCUUCGCCCUGGACCCCGAGAAUAACUGCCCCAUCGGAACCGUCGAUCUCACCAAGUACACUGACCUCCUCAACCGUCCGAUCAACACCACGCAGUGCAUGAACGAUACCCAGUAUCCCAAGCCGAUUUUCACGCUCCCGCCGUCCCCGCCUGUCCCCAAGGCGUCGGGAGUUGCGCGUCCCACGCUUGCUGGGGCUCUUCUUGCGAUUGCGCUCAUGAUGUUUGCAUGA